Molecule: messenger RNA, 570 nt
Organism: Letharia lupina
Lineage: Eukaryota; Fungi; Ascomycota; Lecanoromycetes; Lecanorales; Parmeliaceae
Exons: 2
Coding region: 1-570 (189 amino acids)
Source: RefSeq, a predicted model, not a curated record
AUGAACUCAUACGCUGCAAGACUUGCCUCAUUCACGUCAUGGCCACACAUAUAUCCAAGUGCCUCUACCGUAGCCCGUGCUGGCUUUCAUCGAGAAUUCGACCCUACUUUUCCAUCCCCGGAUCUAACGCAGAAGAAGAAGCACCGGAAUCAGAAGACUCGCCAGCAAUAUACGAGAAGGUCUCUACAGCCAGUCACUCAGUCAGCUACUCAGCAAGCCACUCAGUCAUCCACUCAGUCAGCCACUCAGCAAGCCACUCAGUCUGAUACUCUACAAGAGGAGGAACUACAACAGGCAAAUGCGGAGAAUACUGCGGAGAACACGGCGGAGAAAUCAAGCGGCAGCAAGGCCUUCAGCACCAAGAACACAGGCUUACUCUUCAAGAUCCCACGUUAUAUGCUCUCUACGAUUCCACGUCAAAUCACCACUCAGCAAGCGGAGAACGACACUACAACUUGGCCUGUCAUCCCCACUGCAUUGAUAGGAUACAUCACUGCAAUGACGUCACAAGAGGAGGAUCUACUGCGUCGAUCACAGCCAAUUGGGCCACUGCAGGAGGAAGAUCAAUGA